Messenger RNA from Exaiptasia diaphana, 529 nucleotides. RefSeq lists its product as uncharacterized. NCBI's taxonomy places the organism in Eukaryota, Metazoa, Cnidaria, Anthozoa, Actiniaria, Aiptasiidae. The record is from RefSeq and is a predicted model, not a curated record. The transcript is spliced from 2 exons. The annotation marks the transcript as partial.
AUGGCRAACUUCAGAAAUCCAAAAGCUAAAGACGAAGAAGAAGCCUGGCUGCGAGAAACUAUACCAUCAAACACUAGAAACACAACAAAAUGGAGUGUUAAGAUAUUUAACCAAUGGCAGCAUUCCCGAGCAAACAAAUGUGCAAAAAAUGAGGGUUUUGGCUUCAAGUGUAACAUUGACGAUGUACAAGAUCUAAAUGUCGACCUAACAGAAAUGACGCCAAGCACAUUGAAUUUCUGGCUUACUAAGUUUAUUGGUGAGGUUGCAAAUAAGAGUGGCGGAAGAUAUCCGCCGAAAUCUCUCUAUGUAAUUGUCUCGGGCAUUAACAGACAUCUUCAAAACGUAAAUGCCGAGAAUUCAGUCAACUUCCUUAACAAGAAUGAUCGAAGAUUUUGUACAUUUCAUAAAGCACUCGACGCCGAAAUGAGAGAGGCCACCAAACUCGGUGUUACUCAAGCAACCCAGAAAGAACCUCGAGAAAACAUCACAGAGGAGGAAGAGGCAUUGUUUUGGAAACUAAAGUUGUUAG